AUGACCGACAGCAGCGGCGGCGACGCCAUCUCGCAGCUCAUCGCUCGCCUCGAAUCCUACUCGCAAUCCGACGGAGCCUUCGCCUCGACGGUCGACGUCGUCCAAGACGACCCAGAAUGGCCUCGGGACAUUGCGACACGCAGGCAAGCGGCCGCGCAGCUAUCAGAGGAGCUCAUGGCCCUUCAGUCCAUCUAUACCGACGAGGCGCUCCACCUCCUCCGCAUCGCCCCUCCCGGCGCAUCACCAAACCCUACCGGCUCAUCGGCGGCGACUGCGGCGACGGCAGCCGCAACGGCAGAUCCGCAAGACUGGCUGCCAGGAUCGCGCGUCACACUCGCCCUCUCGACGGAAAUCGAGCCGCACCUCGCCUCACCAUCCGCCGCGGAUCCCGAGCCCGUCCCCAUUCGCAUCGCAAUUACUCUGCCUGCCUUCUACCCGCACUCGUCCAAGCCACCCCAGCUGCAGCUCCUCUCGCGCUACAUCGCAGGCUUCGGCGUCGACCACUCCCUCUUUGGCGAGAUCCUCCGUGCCUUCUACCAUCAAAAGGAAUCCAACGACUCCCGCGGCGGCGCGGCAGACCUUGGCGCCAGCGACUGGAUCGGCGGCAGCAUGAGCCAGGGCGUUAAUUGGUCCACCGGCGAGGUCAUCCUCUUUGAGGGCAUCGAGUGGGUCAAGGAAAAGGUGUCCGACUGGUGGAUCGAGCGCGAGCAGUCGAGGCUCACCAACGCAAACGAUCGAGGACUCGAUUCUCGUCGCAACGAUGCGGCUGCCGAAGAUGCAGGCCAAGCGACGCACGACGAGGACGUCACGGCAUUUGAUGCUGAUGAGCCGCCAAAAACAUCGGCGUCGCGCCGAUCGUCCAAGGGGCAGAUCAUCCAGGCCGAUCCGAUAUCGGAUCGCAAGUCGGUGUUCGUAGGAUACGCCGCGCGGAUACGGCAUCCGGACGAGGUGCCGGAAGUGCUGUCGCAGAUCCUCAGCGACCGAAGGGUCGCCAAGGCCGCGCAUCCCACAAUCAACGCAUGGGUUUGCCAGACUAAUGAUGGCGUCAUCCAUCGCGACUGCGACGAUGACGGCGAGUCGGCCGCCGGCGGACGGCUUGCGCACCUCCUUUCGCUACUGGAGGUGAACAACGUGAUUGUCGUCGUGACGCGGUGGUUUGGCGGCAUCCACCUGGGCGCGGACAGAUUCAAGCUGAUCAACCGCGCGGCGAGGGACGCGCUCGAAUUGGCAGGAAUGGUUGCCGGUCCCCUCAAUCCAUCGCCUGACGGCGGCAAGGCGGAUACGAAAGGCGGAAAGGCUGGCAGACGCGCAUAG
Pseudozyma flocculosa PF-1 is the source of this 1314-nucleotide messenger RNA. RefSeq lists its product as uncharacterized. The transcript has 3 exons. The record is from RefSeq and is a predicted model, not a curated record. Gene Ontology annotation, cellular component: cytoplasm. Gene Ontology annotation, biological process: regulation of translational initiation. Gene Ontology annotation, molecular function: protein binding. Bases 1 to 1314 code for a protein of 437 amino acids. NCBI's taxonomy places the organism in Eukaryota, Fungi, Basidiomycota, Ustilaginomycetes, Ustilaginales, Ustilaginaceae.